AUGGUAAAGUUUCUGCUGCUGGCAUUGGCAUUCGGACUGGCUCAUGCUUAUGAUGAGCUUCAAGGAAAAUGGGAUACCAUUGUCGUCGCUGCUAACAAUGUUGAAAAGAUAGAAUUAGGUGGAAAUCUGAGACUCUACGUACGUGAAGUUACUUGUAACAAUGAUUGUACUGAAAUGUACAUCACAUUUUAUGUCAAUUUGAAUGGCCAAUGCUCAAAGACCACAGUCACUGGGUAUAAGCAAGCCGAUGGCACCUACAGAACCCAAUAUGAAGGUGACAAUAUAUUUCAACCUGUGUAUGCAACAUCAAAGAAUUUAGUCUUCACUGGUAAAAAUACGGAUAGAGCUGGCAAGGAAACCAAAUUGAUUUUCGUUCUUGGAAAAAGUAAGACUUUGAGUCAAGAAGAAAAUGAAAAACUUGAGGCAUUGACUGAGAAAGAGGACAUUCCAAAAGAAAACAUUCGAGAUGUUCUGGCCACAGGGUGUCCAGCGUUUCAGGAGUCAGAUUGA
This is a messenger RNA of Peromyscus leucopus (white-footed mouse), 510 nucleotides long. RefSeq names its product odorant-binding protein-like. The coding region runs from base 1 to 510 and encodes 169 amino acids. Lineage: Eukaryota; Metazoa; Chordata; Mammalia; Rodentia; Cricetidae. The record is from RefSeq and is a predicted model, not a curated record. The transcript has 6 exons. Gene Ontology annotation, molecular function: odorant binding; small molecule binding.